Varanus komodoensis (Komodo dragon) is the source of this 589-nucleotide messenger RNA. Its product is annotated as interleukin-1 receptor type 2-like. The coding region runs from base 36 to 512 and encodes 158 amino acids. The record is from RefSeq and is a predicted model, not a curated record. Lineage: Eukaryota; Metazoa; Chordata; Lepidosauria; Squamata; Varanidae. The transcript is spliced from 6 exons.
CUGCUCCCCGCCGCCCCGCGCAGAGGACCAGCAGGAUGCCUCCCGACGCAGGUCUCGGGCACAGCCACGCUCUUGGCUUCUUCUUGGCCCUGCUCUGCAGCUGCAGCUGCUUCCACGGGACAGAGUCCGGACCCACAUGGAAGUCCAGCAUCUUCUCCACCCUCCAGUACAACAUCAGCUUUGGGCAGAAGCUGGGCGUCCUGUGCCAGGGCUACACGGCGUACAAGUGCGAAGGCCUCAUCUACUGGCUGGCCAACGGCACCUUUGUGGACAACCUGUACCCGGAGGCAGUGGUCCUUGAGGGGAAAACCAGGGAGAAAGCCCAAGCCCCUGGCUGCCUCCUGGAACGGGAGCUCUUCUUCUACUCCUUCUCCCUGAGGGACCUGGAAACGGCCUUCACAUGCACCAUCCUUGACCCAUCAGGCCCCGUCCAGAGGAACGUCACCUGGCACCUCCAAGACCCCAAGGGGCUGCGCAACGGGGGGCUGCUGAGCAGCAUGCGGGGUGUUUAGGUGGCUCCCUCCUCUGUGACCUGCGGAAGCCGGCCCCGGCCCACGAGCGACAAUAAACACGUUGCGUCUUUGCGGCA